Messenger RNA from Cucurbitaria berberidis CBS 394.84, 1227 nucleotides. RefSeq lists its product as uncharacterized. The transcript has a single exon. Lineage: Eukaryota; Fungi; Ascomycota; Dothideomycetes; Pleosporales; Cucurbitariaceae. The record is from RefSeq and is a predicted model, not a curated record. Bases 123 to 1037 code for a protein of 304 amino acids.
UUGCAAAUUCACGCCACUCCGCAUAUAAAUUUCCAGAUCCACUUAUCACUCGACUCCUGAGUUCAUUCGCACAACAACACCGAAACAAUCUAUUUUCAGCCAUCCCCGUUGCCACCGCUAGGAUGACACCUAAUCUUUUCCUCGCAACCCAAAAGGUCUUCUCGCCGCACAAAUGGUUCAAAACAUCCAAGAGUGAGCGCUCGGUAAGACAGACUGAGUACUGGGAAGAGGGCCCCGUCCCUGGUCUCUACGAGUACAUCCCUGGCCGAGGAAAGUACCUGAUCGCGACACUCAAAGAUAUUCCCGCGGCCGCUAUCGAGUCCAAGGAUCCCGAGGGUGGUCCUGUGCUACCAGCCGCAUCACCGCAGACCAAGGAGUAUGUCCAACUCGAGAACCCCAUCCCAAUCAUAUAUAGCCGAGCAGUCAAACGCUGGUUCCUGGAUCCCGACUACAAGUUGCGAAAGAAGUCUGGCUCUAUAAAGAACGAGCGCGGCAAGCGAGUUGAAGUUGGCUUCUUCCGGACCGACGACCACGGCGGCAUCGCUUGGGUUCAAUGUUGGGACGAAGAGGGAACCUUCAUCCCUGGCCCCUACCAGAAGUGGUGUAUCGAUGUUGAAACCAAGCAAUUUCGACAUAUGCGCAAGCGCGACGACCCCAACUAUAUCCGCUCACGGAAUAACUCGCCAGAUCGCGAUGCCGAUUCCCAUAGCCAGGACUCGAUGAGCACCGAGAUCCGGAGCAGCCGUCCCGGUAGCACGAGGAAUGGCCCUAGCCUUCCCAGCACCCGGGCGAACAGCAUCCGUCACAUGCCUUCCUACUCGACAUCAAGACCCAACAGCCAGCGCCCUUCACGACAGAACAGUCCCAAGCGCAACAACAGCAUUCCGCUCGAGGAGGCCAAAGCGUCUCUGAGACGCAUGGCUCGUGAGCACGAAGAGGCUGUCGCUGCGGCUGCUGCGGCAGGAAUCCGUACAAACUCCAAGGACCGCGUCGAGCGCAUCGAGCGCGGACGACCCACGGCGCGCGUUGGCAGCUAAAAAGCUUUCUCUUCUUUCUCCUACUGGCGUUUUCUGUUUGCGGACAGCAUGUGGCUAGCGAUUCUUUUGCAAACUGGCUUACAGGCGUUUGACUUUCAACGGGAUGGGUAAACUACUACACGUGGCGCUCUGGGCCUUCACCCCGCUACUAUAUUCACGACUUUUUUUUUCGAACGGUUUUCUCGUCAUA